AUGAGACUGACGACAAAAAUUGUCCUCCUGUCUUUCGCUCUUGGCGCCGUUCAGGCGUCCUGGUUCGGGUCCGAUAAACAUAAAGACCAAGCAGAAUACUCCUCUUGGUCUCCUACUCAGCUGAGCGCUUGGCUAGUGUCUCAAAAUGUCCCAAUUCCUACGACCUCACCCGGGCCAUCAAUUGCCGAUCUGCAGUCUCUUGUUGCAGCCCAUUGGGGUACCGCAGCCGCAUCCGCUUCGUCUUGGACUGCAGAGCAGACACAGUGGGCUGCAGAUCGCGCAGGCACCGCACAGCAAGCCAUUCUUGGUUCGUAUGGAAGUUUGAAGCAAGACGCAUUUGACGCAUGGGAUGAAUCCCGUCUACGCGAGUUCCUCCUUGAGCAAGGUGUCGUCGCACCCAGUGGACUUCGUGAACAGCUUGUGCUCCUCGCGAAACAGAAAUGGGCACAAGCGAGUGCCGCUGCUUCCACACACAGCAAGUCCGCGAGCAGCCUCGUCAGUGACGGUGGAAAAAGUAUGAGCAGUGCAAGCAGCGCUGGCAGUAGCGCAGCAAGCCAGGCAACAGCUAGCGUCUCCGCGGCGUUGGACGACACGAAAGAUUACAUUUACUCGACGUGGGACGACAAUGCUCUCAGAGCAUAUCUUGAGUCUAAGGGUGUCUUGGAGUCUAAACAGGAGGCUUCGAGAAACCAGCUGCUGCAGUGGAUGCGCGAUACAUACGCCAAAGCUGCAAACCCGAUCUGGGAAGCUUGGAGCGAUUCUUACAUUCAUCAAUGGUUGGUGAACAAUGGUAUUCUCCGUUCGGACAUCCAAAAGAGGCGCGACGAAUACUUGGUGCUGUUGAAGCAAUACUACUAUGGUCCUCAGGACACCGCGUACUCAGCUUGGAAUGAUUCGCAAAUGAAACAAUGGCUCGUGGAACAUAACGUGCUGAAGACUGAUGCGCAGGUCAACAGAGAGAAAUUAGAGAAACUUUUGUCGGAUAAUUAUGCGCAUGCGCAUGACACUGUCUGGAGUGCAUGGACGGAUUCGGACAUGAAGGCAUGGCUCGUUGAGCAUAAAUAUAUUAGGAGCGACGCCGAAAAGACACGCGAUGAACUAGUCAAACUUAUGCACGAGAAGUACUCUGAUUUUAACUCACGUACGGCGCCAUAUCUUGUGUGGCCCGACGCACGGCUGCGUGCCUACCUGCGUCAACAUGGCGUAAGCGAACAAGCAGUGCCAACGACUCGCCCGGGCUUGUUACAAGAGGUGCGCAUUCGCUACGUGCAGACAACCGGGCGAGCAGAAGCACUCUUCGGGAAAGUGAGGGAUGUAAUCAAUGAGGGCGUUGAAGUCGCAGAGGACAAGCUCGGCAGGGUGUUGGAAAUUCUCACUGGUGGGGCAGAGAGUGCAAAGGCAAAGACAGGCGAGGGAAUGCAAGCGGGAGGUGAAAAAGUCCGCGAUGCAGGAGCGAAGAUGUCCAAGGGUGAACUUUGA
Messenger RNA from Fibroporia radiculosa, 1479 nucleotides. RefSeq lists its product as uncharacterized. Lineage: Eukaryota; Fungi; Basidiomycota; Agaricomycetes; Polyporales; Fibroporiaceae. The record is from RefSeq and is a predicted model, not a curated record. Bases 1 to 1479 code for a protein of 492 amino acids. The transcript is spliced from 7 exons.